Messenger RNA from Lodderomyces elongisporus, 459 nucleotides. RefSeq names its product Kre1p (gene KRE1). The record is from RefSeq and is a predicted model, not a curated record. The transcript has a single exon. NCBI's taxonomy places the organism in Eukaryota, Fungi, Ascomycota, Pichiomycetes, Serinales, Debaryomycetaceae. The coding region runs from base 1 to 459 and encodes 152 amino acids. Gene Ontology annotation, biological process: fungal-type cell wall organization.
AUGAACUUUUCCCACCAGCUACUAUUCACCAUCUUUCUCAUCUUUACUUCACACCUAGCUACCAUCACUGCUGCUGCUGCUGAUACCAACACCGAAACAACUGGUACGGAAACUACUACUGCUUCGUCAGAAACACCAACUUUGGUAUGGGUCACAGGAACUGACUCAGCCGGAAUAACAAGAACUACACAAUCCACAUUUUACCAAACAUUCCGUCCUUCCUACACUGAAACCGAAACUUAUGCCUCGGGCUCAAUUGGCGUCGGUACCAUCAGCGGAGAAGUGGGAUCGAUAAGAAGCUAUACUGAAACAACCAUAUCUCAAGGUGGUGCAGGUGCAUUAAAGAACCACAUGAAGGCAUUCCAUAUUGGUAAUGCACAAGAAGGUGGUGGAAGCAUGGGCACUAUAACUGUUGCAUUUCUCAUGGGAAUUUUCAUUUCUGCCGUUUUGGUUAUUUAA